Molecule: messenger RNA, 3333 nt
Organism: Phytophthora sojae
Lineage: Eukaryota; Oomycota; Peronosporomycetes; Peronosporales; Peronosporaceae
Exons: 3
Coding region: 1-3333 (1110 amino acids)
Biological process (GO): receptor-mediated endocytosis; intracellular protein transport
Cellular component (GO): AP-4 adaptor complex; membrane coat
Molecular function (GO): cargo adaptor activity
Source: RefSeq, a predicted model, not a curated record
AUGUCGGGCGGACACCUGUCCAAGGAGUUCUUCGAGCUGGUCAAGUCGAUCGGCGAGAGCAAGUCGAAGCAGGAGGAGGACCGCAUCAUCAUCCAUGAGGUGGCGCAGCUCAAGCGCAAGCUGAGCGAGGUGACGGCCACGUCCAGCACGUCCAGCAGCCUCGUCAACAAGCGCAAGCGCGAGUUCCUCAUCCGCCUCAUGUACGUGGAGAUGCUGGGCCACGACGCGUCCUUCGGCUACAUCAAGGCCGUGGAGAUGACGGCCAGCACCAACCUCAUGCAGAAGCGCGUGGGCUACCUCACGUGCAGUCUGUGCCUGUCCCCGACGCACGAGUUCCGCUUCAUGAUCAUCAACCAGCUGCAGCGAGACCUGCAGAGCUCCAACCACCUCGAGGUCUGCGCGGCGCUCAUGGCGGUCUGCAAGCUCGUGACGGUGGAGAUGGUGCCGGCCGUGCAGCCCAUGAUCCUCGACCUGCUGCGCCACGACGCCGAGCUCGUGCGCAAGAAGGCGGUGAUGGCUAUCCACCGCUUCCACCAGCUCAACCCGGACUCGGUCAGCGAGGCGGGAGAUGCUCUGCGCCGCACGCUGUGCGACCGCGACCCUAGCGUCAUGGGAGCCACGCUCUGCAUCCUGCACGACUUGGCGGAAGCCACCCCCACGGACUACAAAGACCUGGUGCCUAGCUUCGUGAGCAUUCUCAAGCAGAUCACGGAGCACCGGCUGCCGCGCGAGUUCGACUACCACCGCAUUCCGGCGCCGUGGAUCCAGAUCCGUUUGCUGAAGAUCCUGGCUCUGCUCGGUCAGGCGGACCAGCAGACUAGUGAGGGCAUGUACGAGGUGCUGCACGAUGUCAUGCGCCGUGCUGACACUGGGAUCAACGUGGGCUACGCUAUCAUUUACGAGUGCGUGCAGACUGUGACGACCAUUUACCCGAACAGCACGCUGCUCGACGCGGCGGCUGCUAGCAUUUCGCGCUUCAUAUCGAGCGACAACCACAACCUGAAGUACCUGGGUGUUACGGGACUUGCCGCUAUCGUGAAGGACCACCCGCGCUACGCUGCGGCGCACCAAAUGGCGGUGAUUGACUGCCUUGAAGACCCGGAUGAGACCCUCAAGCGCAAGACGCUGGACCUGCUGUAUCGCAUGACCAACCCUGUGAACGUCGAGUUCAUUUCCGACAAGCUCACCCAGUUCCUCCGUGAAGCCUCGGACGUUUUCCUCCGUACUGAGCUUGUCUCGCGUAUCACGCAGUGCGCUGAGCGUUACGCACCGAGCAACGCUUGGUACAUUCAGACGAUGACUAACGUGUUCGAGCUGGGCGGAGACCUCGUGCGUCCUGAGGUGGCACACAACUUGCUGCGUCUGAUCGCAGAAGGAAGCGGUGAAGACGAAGACCAGGACAUGGAACUGCGCCGUGAUGCCGUGGACACGUACCUGGAGCUUCUGGAGCGCCCCGUGCUUCCUGACAUUCUGGUUUGCACUAUGGCCUGGGUUCUUGGCGAGUACGGCUACCUCUCGGAUGCCAUGGAACUCGAGGAGAUCUGUGAGCGUCUCGUGGAGCUUGUCGACCGCCCCUUCGACCAGGAAGACACCACGCGUGGUUACGUGCUCUCGGCUGUGACGAAGAUCACGGCUCAGAUGGGUCACACUAUUGAUGUGGCCGAUGCUAUGAUGGACAAGUACAAGACCAGCCGUAGCACGGAUCUGCAGCAGCGCUGCUUUGAGUACCUGGCGCUUACCAAGAACUUUGCUCUCAUGAACGAGGUGUUCCCGGAAGACGCGAGCUGCGAAGACAUUGAGGUGGACCCCAACCUCUCGUUCCUUACGAGUUUCGUGGAGAAGGCGGCUGCGCAGGGCGCACCGCUCUACGACCCGCCUGAGGACUCGGACGAUGAAGAGGAGCGCUAUGGCCACCGCCGUAACGGUGGUGACUCGAACCGCCUGAACUUCGAGGCGUACAAGAAGCCUGAAAUCCCUUACCCGACCAAACUUCCCCCUGCCGAUCAGCAGGGCGCCUUCGGAGUCAACAAGUGGGGCGGUGCACCUGCUGGGCCUGGUGGCAUGCUCGGAAUGGGAAGCUCCGGUGGUCCGGACCCUACCGGUGGUUUUGGUGCUGGCAAGCGUGGAGUUGUCAAGAACGUGUGGGGCCCCACAGGUCUCAACACGCCCGACAAUGCCCCGCCUGGGGCCCCUGGAGCUGGUGGUCCUGGUGGUCCUGGUGGGUAUCCGUCGGACCCUUACAACCAGGGCAACAUGGGUGGCCAAGGUGCGUACGGUGGUCAGAGUGGCGGCUACGGUGCUCAGCCUGCUUAUGGUGCCCAGGGAGGAUAUGGUUCCCAGCCUCCUCCUCAGCAGCCACCUCAGCAAGAGUACGGUGCUCCCAACAACAAUAACUACGACAAUGGCGAGCCCUCAAGUGAGGACGAGGCCACCGGUGGCGUUGACGAGAGACAGAUGCUUGCUUCCGCGAUCUUUGGUGGCAUCCCUGGUGCUCCGGCACCGAUGCCUGGUGCUCGUCGUGUAGGAUCCAGCACUCGCUCGACCCUCAACUCGAGCCGUCGUUCCGGCCGCUCUUCGUCGAGACGUACAUCGGGUCGUAACGAGCAGCCGCAGCCGCAACAGCCACCGCAGCAGGCCCAAGCUCCUGUGGAGCAAGCGCUGCCACCGCAGCAGCCACAGCAGCCGAAGGUUGAAAUGGACCUCCUCGAUAUCUCGUUCGAUGCCCCUGCAGCGCCACAGAAUACAGGAAUGUUCCAGCAGCAGCAGGCACCUCCACAGCAGCAGCCGAUGAUGAAUGCGGAUCCGUUUGGCAUGGGCUCGCCGCUUGCAUCGCCGCCUGCCCUCGAGGCGAGCUCACCAGCACCCUCUGCAUCUUUGGACCCGUUCGACAUGUCGGGACUCGGCUCCAGCAUGAACGCUGCGGUCGAGCUUGGCAGGAGCGCCACCGGUUUGGAUAUGCUGGGCGGUAGCAGCAGCAACACGAGCGUUUUCCAGUACAACGGACGGCAGCUGGAGCCGUGGCAGAUCACCACGCAGGACUUUGGUGGACGCUGGGGCACUUGCCCGUGCGAGAAGAAGACCAAAGUCAACCCGAGCGGUAUCCGCACGCUCGAGGACUUCAUGGGUCGCAUGCACCAGUUCAAUGUCCACACCGUUGAGGCCAUCCCAGCCACCAACGAGGCGAUUGCAGCGUGCCGUCUGGUGAACUCGGAGCACGUAGGAUUGAUCCACGUGAAGGUCCGCAGUGGCGGCUUCGUGGACCUCACGGUCCGCACGGCCGACAUGAACUUCACCGACCAGCUCCUGGAGGCUGCGGCGCAGCGACUCAAAUAA